This is a messenger RNA of Clunio marinus, 1833 nucleotides long. Lineage: Eukaryota; Metazoa; Arthropoda; Insecta; Diptera; Chironomidae. The record is from the annotation of a GenBank genome assembly.
UCUGUGUGCAGUGACCACAAAUAUCUUAUCUUAAAACUUUUUUUGUUGAAAAUAAUAAAGAAAAUUACAUAAAUCGUGACAUGCUGAAUUUUUAAGUGCUUUAGACAGCAGGAAAAUACUCAACUUAUUUUGUUUAGCAGUGAUUGAAAAUGCAAUUCCGAUGGCAGCUUCUGAGACGUGAAUUUCAUUGUGCAAAAUUUUUACGAAAUCAACAAAUUAUUCCAAAGUCGUUAUUUGACGUCAAUUGCAUUUUAUCAGCCAACGAAUUCACAAAAGAGUUCUCGGAGGAGAAUCGUGGUCACGCAUGCAUUGCUUACGAUUCAAAUCAACUUCCGUCAAACUCGCCAUGCGAGGAUUCGAGAACUGAAGGUAGUUUGAUUCAUACAUCAGGUUUGCUCGUUGGUGUUUUCGAUGGUCACGCCGGUAAUUCAUGUUCACAGGUCAUCAGCAAACGACUCCUGCGCUACAUAGGAGCAAGUUUAGUGCCCCCACAAGUACUGCGACAAUGUUUACAAGACGAAGCCAAAAGUCAUUCAUUUGUGAAGUGUCAUAACGACAAACAUGAUUUUAUUGAAGAAUUACGAGAUUUAUAUGAGCAGAGCUUUCAAAAGUUUACACAAGAACUCUUAAACAGACGUUCAGAGAACUUUCAAAUGGAAGAAGUCUUGGAAAAUGCUUUUCUUAGACUCGACGAAGAUAUAACAAAUGAGGCGAUGGACUCAGGAAUUAGUCAGACAUUGAGUGUUGCACUUUCAGGAUCUGUUGCUAUUGUUGCUCACAUCGACAAAAAUCAUUUACAUGUUGCAUCCACAGGUGAUUGCCAAGCUGUUCUAGGUUCAAUUAACGAAAAUGGAGACUGGAGUGCAAAGAAAAUGAGUGAGGAGCACAACGCAGAAAACAUGGCAGAAGUUAGAAGAAUUCUCGCUGAACAUCCAAACUCAGAACGAGACACAGUCAUAAGAGGUGAUCGAUUACUAAGUCAAUUAGCGCCACUACGAGCCUUUGGAGAUGUUAGAUAUAAAUGGUCACGUGAUCAACUUCAAAAGCUUGUCGUGCCACAUUUUGGUGAGCAAGUGAUACCGCCAAAUUACCACACACCCCCAUAUUUAUCAGUUAAACCAUCAAUUCAGCAUCAUAUUUUAACUCCCAAAGAUAAAUUUUUAGUGAUGGCUUCGGAUGGUCUAUGGGAUGUUUUAAGCCCUCUUGAAGUUGUGCAAUUAGUUGGUGAACAUGGAAUUGGAAAAGCAUCGUUGCAACCUUUUAAAUUACCGAAGAAGAAAAAUAUUACGCUUGGAGAGCUUGAUAGCAUGUUACAAGCACGAAAGGCGAAUCAACUAUCUAAGCCGAUUGAUAAAAAUGCAUCAACGCAUCUUAUUCGUAAUGCACUUGGUGGAACUGACUACGGAAUUGACAAUGCACGACUUUUUCAUCUUUUAUCUUUACCACCUGAUAUCGUUCGAUUGUUUCGAGAUGACAUAACAAUUACCAUACUUUACUUUGACACCGAAUACCUACGGAAUAUUCCGGCUUAGUUAACAAAAAGACUUCUUACAACGAUGUACAAACUUUUCAAAUGUCGUCGUCGUCAAUGUCGUCAAUAACUUUAGUAGAAUGUUUUUAUUUUAUUUCCCUUUUUCUGUUUUAAAUGAAUAUUUUUCCUUCUCCCGUCUCAUCCACAUAUGAUUGUAUUACAAGUUAUUAAUGUUGUUCCCGACACGUCAAGUUCAAGACGAUAAAAUGACUUUUCUUUGUGCGAUAAUAAUAAAAAUAAUAAAAAGAUUAUGUGAUGAUGAAAACAAAACAAAAACAAAAUAAUUCAAUACAAAUAUCUGC